CCACCGUCAUAUGACAUGCAGUGCACAUCAACAUGGCGGCUUACCGUAACACAGCUGUGCUGCUGCUGUUUUCGUUUUUGCAAGCCUGUGUUUCUGGACUUCCAACAAAUGCUCGCGACCCCGUGUGUGGAUAUAAGUCAUGUCCCGCGACGCAGCCAUCUAUGCUGAAUGUCCACUUGGUUCCUCACACACAUGACGAUGUCGGCUGGCUCAAGACGGUCGACCAGUACUACUAUGGAGACCGUAAUGAUAUCCAGCAUGCGGGGGUGCAGUACAUCCUGGACUCUGUGGUGCAGGAGCUCCAGAAGGACCCGUCGCGUCGCUUCAUCUACGUGGAGUCGGCCUUCUUCUACCGCUGGUGGAAACAGCAGAAGCAGGCCAUGCGCCGCACAGUCACCCAGCUAGUCAACGAAGGUCGUCUGGAGUUCAUCAAUGGAGGCUGGUGCAUGAGUGACGAGGCCACCACCCACUACAGUGCGGUGAUCGACCAGAUGACGCUGGGCCUGCGCUUCCUCAACGACACCUUCGGGCCCUGUGGACGCCCUCGAGUCGCCUGGCACAUUGACCCCUUUGGACACGCGCGGGAGCACGCCUCCAUCUUUGCCCAGAUGGGUUACGAUGGCUUCUUCUUUGGCCGUCUGGACUACCAGGAUAAGCAGCGGCGUACAGUGGCCAAGGAGCUGGAGCUGCUCUGGAGGGCCAGUGAGAGCCUCUCUGCCCCAACCGCUGACCUGUUCACUGGUAUCCUUCCCAAUGGCUACAACCCCCCGGCUUACUUCUGCUGGGACCAGUUCUGUGACGACGCGCCCAUUCGAGAUGACCCCGACUUGGAGGAUUUUAACGUGCACGAAAUAGUGCAGCUGUUUCUGGAGACGGCCCGCAAUCAGUCCAAGAUGUACAAGACCAAUCACAUCAUCAUGACCAUGGGCUCCGACUUCCAGUACGAGAACGCCAACCUGUGGUUCAAGAACAUGGACAAGCUGAUCCGCUACGUCAACGGGCAGCAGGCCGCGGGGAGCCAGGUCAACGUGCUCUACUCCACGCCGUCGUGCUACCUGCAGGAGCUACACCGAGCCAACUCUACAUGGGCCCUGAAGACAGAUGACUUCUUCCCGUAUGCGGAUGAUGCCCAUGACUUCUGGACAGGCUACUUCACCAGCAGGCCUGCACUCAAGCUGUACGAGAGGAAAAGCAACAGCCUCCUGCAGACGUGUAAUCAGCUGGAGGUUCUGGGUGGACCCCAGUCCAGGAGUGGGCCAUUCGGCAAGGGAAGCAGCGACUUCAUGAGGAGGGCCAUGGCGGUGGCCCAGCAUCAUGAUGCCGUGUCCGGUACGGAGAAGCAGCACGUGGCAUACGACUACGCACGCAGACUGGCCACCGGAUGGGACUACUGCCAGGUGGUGGUAAUGAACUCUAUGGCAGUGUUGAGUGGCUCUGAUGUCUCCCGUGUGUUCUGUGAGAAGCUCAACAUCAGCGUGUGCCCCCUGACUGAGGCCAGUAAAAUGUUCUCCAUGAAUGUGUAUAACCCCUUGGCUCGGCCGGUCAACUGGUAUGUGCACCUGCCUGUGAACGGCAGUGCCUACAGUGUGGCAGAUGCCCAGGGCAAUCCUGUAUCCUGCGAGGUGAUCCCCGUGUCCAAGGCCACCCAGGUGCUGCGUGGUGAUCAGAGCUGGGCUCAGAACGAGCUGGUGUUCCAGGUGCAGGCCCCUCCUCUGGGCUACACCACCUACUCCAUCUCCCUGCUCCAGAAUCGGCCUCCACCACCACCACCAAGGCCCAACGCCCCGCUCACCAUGCAGAACAAGUUCCUCAAAGUGACCUUUGACCCAGCCACCGGUCUCCUGAGCGGCCUGAGCAACCUGGAGACCCAGCAGAGCAUCAAACUCAGCCAGAACUUCUACUGGUACAAUGCCAGUGCGGGUAACAACGAGGAGAGUGACCAGCCGUCAGGAGCCUACAUCUUCAGACCCAACACCUCCACCCCUUUCAUCAUCAGCAAGAGCGCCAAGCUCCAGAUCGUACAGAAUGGUGUGGUGCAGGAGGUGAGGCAGGUGUUCAGCCCCUGGGUCUCCCAGGUGGUCAGACUGCACGAGGAGAGCCGAGAGCUGGAACUGGAGUGGACCGUCGGACCCAUACCUAUACAGGAUGCCCUGGGUAAGGAGGUGAUCACGCGUCUGGACAGCAGCAUCCAGACUGAUGGCUACUUCUACACUGACUCCAAUGGCAGAGAGGUGCUGGAGCGCCGGAGGGACUACCGGCCCACGUGGGAUCUGAAGCAGUCGGAGCCCAUCGCUGGGAACUACUACCCCAUCAACUCACGUGCCUACAUCAAGGACAAGGCGAGUCAGCUGACGGUGGUGACUGAUCGUUCCCAGGGUGCCAGCAGCAUCAUAGAUGGCUCUCUGGAGAUCAUGCUUCACCGGCGUCUGCUGUACGACGACGUGCGCGGCGUGGGGGAACCCCUGAACGAGACGGGGGGCUGGGGGUCGAGCGAGGGCCUGGUGGUCAGGGGGCGUCUGCUGGUCACCCUCACCCCACCAGAGACGGCCGCCGACACACACAGGCCACUGGCCCAGCAGCAGGUGCUGCAACCGCUGCUGAGCUUCAGCGAGGGGAAGGCCAAACCCACCACACGACUGGAGUUCUCUGGUCUGCAGGCUGCACUGCCCCCUGCUGUUCACCUGCUGACGGUGUCCCAAUGGGACUUUGACUCUGUUCUCCUGCGGCUGGAGCACCAGUACCAGAGUGGGGAGAGCAAGGCCUACUCGCAGCCAGUUACCGUUAACCUGCAGAAGCUGUUCUCUGAGGUGGAGGUGCUGGGGGCCACAGAGAUGAGCCUGGGGGCCAACCAGUGGAAGAGCGAAAUGACACGCCUGGACUGGAGACCCAGCACAGGAGAAGCAGUGCCACCACCAUCCAAACGACCUGCUGACCCCUCGCCAUGGGAGGUCACCCUCAAGCCAAUGGAGAUCCGCACCUUCCUGCUUCGGAUCAAACAGAGCUAGCCAAUCAAAAUGCGGAAACGGCAGAAUUGGAGCCAAUCACAGGACAGAAUCAGAUGAAUGUGAACCAAUCAGGAAAAUAUCCAGUACAUUGGAAAAAAAUCCAUCCCAGUCAUCAACGGGGAGAAUUGGAGCCGACUACAGAACACAGACAGGAGAAUUUGAGCCAAUCCGAUAUGGGUCUAUCAGGAAAAAUGUGUACAUGAUAAAAUCAAUUCAAAAUACAGGACAUAACUGUCAAUGCUGCCAAAAGAGAGAUGGACAUCACCUCUUGACCUCUCUCUCUCUCUCUGUUCUUCCUUUCAUUUCUUUAUUCUUUCUCGCUCACCUUGACUUUGCCUCAGUGUUCCAGGGCUCACCACGAGCUGCGUUUGUGUAAUUCAACACACACAACCUCCAACCCCCUCCUCACUCACCACAGAUUGGGAUGAUUGCAGGGGGGGCUCGUCUUUGGUUUCAUCCAUCUUUUAUGACCAAUUAUUUUUGGUCGCAGGGAAAAAAAAAAGACAAAACGCCACCUCAGCAAAAUCCUUCUCGGCUUCCUCCCUCUCAACAUCAUCACUGAAGCGAGUUAUUAUGUUGUUUUUUUUUUUUUUUUAAACCGGUAGCUUCCUCCCUGCCUGCACUGUCACGUAAAACGACCGCUGUGGUGAAUAUUUUUUUCGAUCUGCAAUGUCAAUCAGCUGCCGGCCAACCGGGGAUUCUCAUUAUGUGUCCCGUGUUCACAGCAGGGGUGGGUUUGAAGGGAGCAUUUAGAGAUUAUUGGGUUUUAAAAAGGAGACUGAAGCCUGUGAAGUGUGUGGGUUUUUAUAUAUACAGUUGAGGACGAUAUUAU
Messenger RNA from Engraulis encrasicolus (European anchovy), 3837 nucleotides. RefSeq names its product mannosidase, alpha, class 2B, member 1 (gene man2b1). Gene Ontology annotation, biological process: mannose metabolic process. The coding region runs from base 33 to 3005 and encodes 990 amino acids. Gene Ontology annotation, cellular component: lysosome. Gene Ontology annotation, molecular function: alpha-mannosidase activity; carbohydrate binding. The record is from RefSeq and is a predicted model, not a curated record. Lineage: Eukaryota; Metazoa; Chordata; Actinopteri; Clupeiformes; Engraulidae. The transcript has 23 exons.